Molecule: messenger RNA, 903 nt
Organism: Panonychus citri (citrus red mite)
Lineage: Eukaryota; Metazoa; Arthropoda; Arachnida; Trombidiformes; Tetranychidae
Exons: 1
Coding region: 1-903 (300 amino acids)
Source: RefSeq, a predicted model, not a curated record
AUGACACCAAUAAAAUCAAGAUUAAGGAAACAGCCUAAGGUAAGUUAUGCUCAAAAUAGUUUUUCGCAUAAUUGCGUAAAAUGCAAAAAUAAACUUCCCUCAACCUCUUGUUCACCACCAUCACCUCAACUUCCCUCAACCUCUUGUUCACCACCAUCACCUCAACUUCCCUCAACCUCUUUUUCACCACCAUCACCUCAACUUCCCUCAACCUCUUUUUCACCACCAUCACCUCAACUUCCCUCAACCUCUUUUUCACCACCAUCACCUCAACUUCCCUCAACCUCUUUUUCACCACCAUCACCUCAACUUCCCUCAACCUCUUGUUCACCACCUCAAGAAAAUGAUUGGUUUCGCUGUAUUGGACAAGUAGAUACAUUUGAAAGUUUUAGUGUUGUUAUUGAAAGAAAUAUGGGUAUAAUCAAUCAGGAAAAACUAUUAAAAUUGUGUUUUUCGUUGUAUAAAAGAUUGAGAAGUGAUGAUGUUGCAAAUGAUGAGUGUGAAGGGCGGGAAAACAUCUACAGCAUCUCAGUUUCCGCCAUAGAUGAGGAAGGAAAGAAAAAGAAAGAGAGAAAAACUUUUUCAUAUAGAAUAAAGUUUGAAAAUGGCGAAAACUAUUUAAAGUUGGCAGAAGCUGAUGAAAAGGUCGAAACCCACCUCAAGCAUUUGAACGGGAGUUACUACUGCAAUUUGAACGGGAAACCAUGCAAUGAAAGUGGAGCAAAUGGAAGAUCAAAUUCAGUUCGGGACCACAUCCGAAAACACAUUGGACUGAAAUUUUAUUGCGUCUACUGCUCCUGUUAUAAGGGAGUUUACUCUUUUCAAGGAUUAACCCGACAUUUCCAAAAGUGCCAUUGGAUGAUUGGCCAGAUAGAGGAUCCAGAAGAGACUAUUAUCAUAUAA